Molecule: messenger RNA, 1219 nt
Organism: Lolium perenne
Lineage: Eukaryota; Viridiplantae; Streptophyta; Magnoliopsida; Poales; Poaceae
Product: protein ALP1-like
Source: RefSeq, a predicted model, not a curated record
GUAGAUGAAUGGAGUUGAUCAAGAUAUUGAUGAUGAGGCUAGCAAAAGGAGGAAAAGGCUUGCACGGUUGGCAUCUUUGGCAUAUCAAGUUGCAUGUAUGGGCCAGAUAGGUAAUCACUACACAGUGACUAAUUUGACAAGACAGCCUUAUAGGAUUCCUCAACAGACUGGGUAUGAGUGGGUUAUGGAGUGUCUUGGGCGCAAAAGGAGUUGCUAUAAGAUGUUUAGGAUGAACCGAGAUGUAUUUAACUUAUUGCAUAAUGUCCUAGUGUCUCAUUAUGGAUUGGAGUCCUCUAGAGAAGUGACAUCAGUGGAGUCAUUAGCUAUGUUCUUGUGGGUAGUUGGUGGUCCACAAUCCUUCUCUCAAGUUGAGAACCGGUUUGCAAGAUCAACUGAAACGAUUCAUAGGAAGUUCAAAGAAGUAUUGAAUUGCUUGUGCAAGUUGGCUUGCCAUAACAUAACACCUCGAGAUCCUUCUUUCAAUACCGUGCAUGCAAGAAUUAAGGAAGAGCCGUUUUGGCCUCAUUUCAAAGAUGCAAUAGGGGCAAUAGAUGGCUGCCAUGUCCCUGUUGAAGUACCAGCAGAUGAAGUUGUGAACCACACAGGUCGGCAUGGGUUCCCAUCUCAGAACGUGAUGGCUGUUUGUGACUUCGAUAUGCGGUUUACUUUUGCUGUGGCUGGUUGGCCUGGGUCUGCUCAUGACACGCGGAUCUUAAAUGACACCUUGGCAAAGUAUGCACAUCGAUUUCCUAAGCCCCCUGCAGGCAAAUAUUACCUCGUCGAUUCGGGUUAUUCAAACCGCGAUGGCUAUCUUGCUCCUUACAAAGGCCAAAUAUACCAUCUACCGGAAUUUCGCAAUGGAAGAAAACCGGUUGGGAAGCACGAGGUCUUCAACUAUGCCCACGCUCGAGGGAGAAACGUCAUUGAACGUGGGUUUGGAGUUCUCAAGGCUAAAUGGCGCACGUUAAAGGGUAUGCCCAGUUUCAAGCCUCGUAGGCAAAAGAAGAUUAUUAUUGCUUGUAUGUCGUUGCACAAUUACAUUCGUGAAACGAAGCUGCCUGAUGAGGAGUUUGACAAAUGUGAUGAAGAUGAGGACUAUAUUCCUGGAGGAGAAGAACAGCUUCAAGGAGAUAAUAUUCCAGUGAGACGUGAUGCUGGUUAUAUGAACUCAAUCCGUGAUACAAUUGCUGACUCCUUGUGGAGCUCAAUGGGAGAAUGA